UUCGUUCCUGGGUCGCCAUGCAGGUCAUGAUGGAUCACGGAGUCAAGCUCCCCGACUGCGCCCCCGAUUGACCAGCGCAAUGUGUGCGGCGCCCUCUCUUACCCUCUCUUACCCCUUUUCCAUCGUUGUGGCCAGGUCAGCAAGAUCAUUAUCAUCCACGCGAGUAUGGGACUGCACCGGCUCGUGCCCUGGUGGCCCCUGCCAGCCUACCCGGGCCAGACCUCUUCGUUCCCUGCCCCUUCUGGAAGCAACGAAUGCAUGCUGUUGGCGGUCUCAUCGUCGUGCCCCCCGCGACUUGUUUACCGCAAAGCGCGCUUCCUACGACAACCCACCCGACGGGAAAUGCUGGCUGUCCACAAGCCGCAUCACAACUGUUUGUAUCCAAGUGAACAACGAUACAUCCUCCAAGAGGCCAAGCCCGCAGCUGUCGAGGGUGUGGGGAACAUGCCGAUGGGCCCUGAGGCACCCGAUGGCGCGCCCGUGCGUCACGGCACAGGCCCCCGCCACCGCGUAAACCUAGCUCGUGGGAAAUAGGGGACGUUGAGAGCUGCUCUGUAGGUUCAGGUACUCUCGGCUCUGGAAUCAUUGCCGACCGGACACGGCUGGCCUAGAGAACAUAUGCUGCGAGGCAGCGCUCCGUUCGCGAUUCUCAUGCUGGUGCGCAUAUCAACGACAAGACUCGCUUUGGG
Microdochium trichocladiopsis is the source of this 689-nucleotide messenger RNA. RefSeq lists its product as uncharacterized. The record is from RefSeq and is a predicted model, not a curated record. Bases 80 to 514 code for a protein of 144 amino acids. The transcript has 2 exons. Lineage: Eukaryota; Fungi; Ascomycota; Sordariomycetes; Xylariales; Microdochiaceae.